AUGUUUCCAUUGAGGGCGGCUUUGGACCUGAGUGGGCAAGGAGUAAGUGCUUGUCGAGAAAGUGUAUGCAAAGUGGACUUUAAGAAUUCCUCAUUCGAGCAGUUGGAAGUGUGCAACUUGUCGGCCGAUGUUGAAGACGAGAUCGAGCGAAUGACGGGAGUGGUGCGCGAUGAUGGGAAAGAGACUGGAUCCUGGCAAGAGGAUCAAUGUGGUGGCUCGUGGAGCAGUCAAGCGAACACCGCUGGGGGAUGUAUCAAUUAUAUUUCCACUUUCCCGAAGAAUCCACAAUUCCAAUUGUCGCUCACGAACGCAAAGAACGGGGUCGAAGGCGAAGUCGAAAAAGCUGGCACGUUUAAAAUGGAU
Messenger RNA from Mesorhabditis belari, 363 nucleotides. Lineage: Eukaryota; Metazoa; Nematoda; Chromadorea; Rhabditida; Rhabditidae. The record is from the annotation of a GenBank genome assembly.